This is a messenger RNA of Coprinopsis cinerea okayama7#130, 945 nucleotides long. RefSeq lists its product as hypothetical. Gene Ontology annotation, biological process: protein transport to vacuole involved in ubiquitin-dependent protein catabolic process via the multivesicular body sorting pathway. Gene Ontology annotation, cellular component: ESCRT-0 complex. Lineage: Eukaryota; Fungi; Basidiomycota; Agaricomycetes; Agaricales; Psathyrellaceae. The record is from RefSeq and is a predicted model, not a curated record. Bases 1 to 945 code for a protein of 314 amino acids. Gene Ontology annotation, molecular function: protein binding. The transcript is spliced from 6 exons.
AUGACUGUAGCCCCCGACUCUGCCCAAUCGACCGCCCUCCUCGCCCUCCUCGUCUCCCAAAUCGAGCAGAACGUCCAGUUCUUGGCUGGGCAGGGGUACAUCUCCCAGGAGGACGCGGUAUCGUAUUGCCUUUGGGAUUCGAAGCUAAUGAGCGACGUGUUGUUGUUUUCAUUGUCCCUUGAUGUCCGCCUUGACUCCAUGACUGGCCCACCAUCCAUCCAUCCCCUCCGACCCGAUACUCGUCACCAUGAAUCCCGCCCGCCCUCUAACCCCAAUCCCAACUCCAAUCCCAACUCCAACCCCAAUACCAAUCUCGCAGCAGCAUCAACCCACACACCUUCGACGACAACAGCGACGAGGGAUCUAAGCUCCAAAACCUCCUCCGCCAUCUCGAAUUUGGGGAACAAGUUCUCGGGUAUGAUGAAGCCCGCCGCGCCCAAGGUGCAGCAGGCGAGGGCGUUGUGGGGGUACAACGAGGAUGGAUCUGACCCCAACGACCUCCAAUUCUCCGCCGGCGACAUAAUUGACAUCAUCGAAGAGACCAACGCCGAUUGGUGGAAGGGGAGGUUUAACGGCAAGGAGGGGCUCCUGCCUGCGAACUAUGUUGAGAAACUUCGUUCUCCACCACCACCACCACCCGCUCCUGCGCCUGCGCCUCAAGGUACGGGAAGGCCGUAUAAACCCUUCGGCGCGGCGUUCCACGGUGUUGAGCAGCCGCAGCCUCCUCAAGCGCAGUAUGGAAACCAACCGCAGUAUGGAAGUCAGCCGCCGCCCCCAGGCCAAGGCGUCAACCACGUCGGGUUGCAAGACACAGGCGACCAAGAAGAGAAGAAGAAGGGGUUCGGGAAGUAUAAGAGUACGCUGGCGCAUUCGGCGGCUGGGGGUGUUGGGUUUGGUGCUGUUGUUUUCGGUUUCGAUGGAGAUGGGAGGGGAGCGAGGGGAUGA